Molecule: messenger RNA, 2881 nt
Organism: Papilio polytes (common Mormon)
Lineage: Eukaryota; Metazoa; Arthropoda; Insecta; Lepidoptera; Papilionidae
Gene: chif
Product: protein chiffon
Exons: 8
Coding region: 197-2881 (894 amino acids)
Molecular function (GO): nucleic acid binding; zinc ion binding
Source: RefSeq, a predicted model, not a curated record
UGUACUUGUACGCGAAUCAGUGUAUAUUUAUCUUGCUUAAGAAUGUUGGUUUCAAAAUUUUCAAAUAUAACAAUUGCAUAAUCAUUUAAAGUUGAACAUAAGGAUAUUGUAAAAGUUCUAUACGUUUAUAAUAUGUGACAGAAUUACCAAACGUACAUGACAUCUUAUCAUAAGUGUAAAGUAAUUUUACUCAGCCAUGGUGUCACCCAUAAAUCUCCAAGAAAAAUAUAACAAAGUUAGAAAAAGUUUCUGUUUCUAUUUGGACAUCCAAGAUCCUGGGCUAUCUCGAUCUAUAUCGAGGAGGUUACAAGACAUGGGUUUGCGCGAGGAAGUGUUCCUGACGCCUAGCGUGACGCACGUGGUCGCGUCCCGUGUGCCGGUGAGUGUCCGUGGCACGGCGCGAUGCGCGCGGCGUGAGGGGCGGGCGCGCGCCGAUGCCAUGCUGCAGCGGCUGCGGCCGGAGCCCCAGCCUGCGCCCCCGCUCACGCACGCCUAUGUACACCUCACAGUACAAAAGGCUAUAAGUCUAUUGGAUAAGCUAUAUGACACAUUCUUCACGGCACCGCGUAAAACGCAUGUCAGGCUCUUCAAUAAACAUUUUAUCAAGAUUGAGUUUUUGGACAAGCUGUGCAGACCCGUUUUCAAGGAGUUUGAUGAAUGGCCACAAAUAUCUUUGGAGCCUGAUCCUCCUAAAGUUAAGAAAGAAAAAAAAGACUCAUUAGAAAAUCUCACUAAUACAAUUAAGAAUACCCCAGGUCAGAAAAUGACUAGAAAAAGUCGGCCUCGAAUAAAGGACAAGGAGGAAAAGGAACCAAAGGGUGGUUAUUGUGAAAUGUGUAACACGGACUAUGUAGAUGCGGCGAUACAUCGGCGAUCUCCCCAACACAUGGCUUUCGUUAGAGACCAUACAAACUUUAUCGCACUGGAUACUUUGAUAAGUUCAGGUGCGGACGUAUCCACAUUCCUUGAUAAAGCCACGCCCGUUAAUGGUGAACGUAGGUCUCUGCGGAAACUCUGCAACGGAGAUUCGGAACCUAAGACCAAGCGCUCAAAGCGCUCCCAGUCUCCGGACUCUACAAUAAAUGGUAACAAAAGUCCAAAACGCAAUGGUGCUAUGGAUGAUGUUACAAAACGCAGCACCCGGUGCAGCAAGAGGUCCAGCGAGUCUCAGAUAUCAGAAGGUCGCCAGUAUUACAAAGUAGUCGGAGUGAGCACAAAAUUGCGUUCGAGCAGCGGUUUCGUAGCAAAAACGAAAGGUUCACCGACAGCUUGUAAUGGCACAAAACCACUAGUUGUUAAGUUUAGAAAAAUAAGACGUUCAGAAGUGUCUGUUCUCAGUGACGAAGCAGAACAAUUUAUGUUUCCAAAGCGAGCUAGUUCAACGAGCUCGACAUCGUCGGAAGAGCACGAAAGUGACGCGGAUGAUAAACGGCCAAGGCCGAAAAGAAAAACACCACCACAACCUCCGACAAUGAAUGAUAGACAGAGAUUAGCAAGGCCGAUAGCUCUGAAAGAAGAAUCCUCCGAGGAGGAUGGUUGGCCACUGCCUCAGCCUCAUAGGAAACGAAAGAAACGAACAUCAGUCAGUACUAAAAGAGGAAAAAGGUUGCAGUAUAAAAGUCCGGCAGCGGAUCCACCACCAAAGCCGCCAGAACCAAAGCAAGCGUCGCCUCCCGAAACCGUCGAGCCCCCAAAACAGCCUGAACCUGAGAUAAGUCCACUGAGGGAGGAGCUUUCAGAGAAAUGCUUGAAGUGGGAAGAUGGCAGACUGAAGUAUACUCCUGCUGUAGAAAGUUUAGAGUUCGCCUUUGAGUCUGUACCACAUAGUGAGCCAUGGUUCGAAACAUUUAAGCGUCAAGACCAAGAUAAAGUAUUAAUAAAGAAUUUGCCACAGUAUUUUGCUUUAUAUUCUAGAUCUCCAAAGUUACCAUAUGAAGUUGGUCAGUUACCAACAUUGAAACCAAAAUGUCCACCGCUCAGCGACUUAGCGAAGCAAGAAGAGAAGCCCGGACCCUCGCGGUCUUAUGGCACGAGAGGUAUGAAAAAGCAGAGGAUUAAAAAGCGUACACUAGCAUUAAUGGCGUUAGAACAUCCUAGGAAAUCGCCAAGGGAACACGCAUCUACAUUAGCAAUACUCGGGUCUGCCGGACUGCUGCAUCGGCGGAAACACGCCGAAGAUGCAAAGUCCACAGCUUCCGAGGACACAAUCAGUGACACUCACAGCAACACUAAGCUGGAACCGAUUCAAUCUGAAAGCCAAGAAGCCUCCGAGAGGAUGCAGCAGUUCUUGUCGGAAGUGUUCGAGGACGCGGCCGAGUACGACGUGUCCGAUGACGUCAUGGAGGGAAACACGACCGUCACCACCUCCACUAACAUUCCAGAUGUCUCCAGCUUAGUCUCCGAAUGUGAAAACUGUGAUAUCAUUAGGAAUGAAAUUAAGCAAAGCUCUAACACUGAGGUUAAGAGUAAAAGGGGUAAAUUUAAGAAAAAGAAUAAAACCGGAUGGCCCAGCAAAAGAAAACAAGUGAGAAAGAAUUCUCGAAAUAGCAGCAUGGAGACUGAAAAAGCGGAAAGCUUAGAUGCGUCUUCUAUAGAACCGCCUGAUGAUGAGACCACACAGGAUACUAUUAUUGAAGAUCAUAGCCUUUCAGAAACUGAAAAAAAUGAUACAGUAAUAGAAAAUACGGCUAAAUCUGAUAAUGAGUCGGAAGAAAGAAAAACGAAUAAGGUUGAAGAGAAAGAAUGCAAGCGGGCAUCCCGAUCAUCCGCGUCGGAAACGGAGGAGAAGGAUAAAAAUAUCAAAAAGAAGCGUCCACAGCUUGCUAUAGGAGACUGGCUGCACAUACGCGAAGCGCCGAAAUUUUUCAUCUGUGUAAAGUAA